Messenger RNA from Chanos chanos (milkfish), 2700 nucleotides. It is a transcript of the gene gprc6a, whose product is annotated as G protein-coupled receptor, class C, group 6, member A. The coding region runs from base 1 to 2700 and encodes 899 amino acids. Gene Ontology annotation, molecular function: G protein-coupled receptor activity. The record is from RefSeq and is a predicted model, not a curated record. Gene Ontology annotation, cellular component: plasma membrane. Gene Ontology annotation, biological process: G protein-coupled receptor signaling pathway. The transcript has 6 exons. NCBI's taxonomy places the organism in Eukaryota, Metazoa, Chordata, Actinopteri, Gonorynchiformes, Chanidae.
AUGACUCACUCUAUGUUCCUGCGCUUUGUGCUGGUUCUUUCCACGGUGGGACAAGCCUCCCUGAUGCAGUUCCGUCAGCCCGGAGCCGUUGCACCGGGGGACAUUAUCAUCGGGGGAAUGUUCCCAAUCCACGCUGGUGUGAAAUCGGAUGGCCUCGUCAAACCCCAGCCGCCUCUUUGUGUGAGCUUAAACAUAGGGGCGCUGGCUCAGUCUUUAGCCAUGGUCCAAGCAGUGGAGAUGGCAAACAAUUCCACCCUGCUGAAAGAUCUGAAUAUUACUUUGGGAUACCGUAUCCACGACUCCUGCUCUGACGUCUCAACCGCACUGCUGGCCACCCUUGACUUAACCCAGAUUCACAAGGAUUGUGGUUUCAGCACAAGCAGGUCACAGUGCUCUCAACGCGUAGUUGCUGUAGUUGGGGCAUCCUACUCUGAAAUAUCCAUCGCAGUUGCGAGGGAACUUAACCUGGAGCUGAUUCCUCAGAUCAGUUACGCAUCCACGGCAACCAUCCUGAGCGACAAGAACCGUUUCCCCGCGUUCAUGAGAACCGUCCCGAAUGACAAUUACCAGACCAAAGCCAUGGUGAAGAUGAUGGCAGAAAGAGGGUGGAACUGGGUCGGUAUCAUCAUCACGGAUGGAGACUACGGCCGUUCCGCCCUCGAAAGCUUUUCCACAUGGGCUUCCGAGUCGGGAAUCUGCUUGGCUUUCAAAGAGAUCCUUCCUGAUUCUUUGACCGACCUUAGCCUUGCCUCUGCACUCAACCAGACAGUGGACACGAUCCACAACAACCCCAAGGUGAAAGUGAUUGUUUCUUUUGCCAAGCCCAUGCACAUGAAGCAUCUGUUCAAACACCUUCUGGGGAAAAUCACUAGUGACAGGGUCUGGAUCGCGAGUGACAGCUGGUCCACGUCUGAAGAUGUAGUGGAAGGUAUAGACCUGGCGGAUAUCGGAAAGGUGGUAGGGUUUACCUUUAAGAGUGGAAACAUAACUCCCUUCUAUCAGUUCCUCAGAAGUUUGAGAGACAGCGAUGUGCAGAGGAACAACUCUUUCCUGGAUGAGUUGUAUCAUGGUUGUAACCACAGUUCAAAGACAAAAAAACUAUCUUCAGACACAGAAGUAGAAAAGCUGAUAAAAUACACGCACGCAGAUGCCGUCUUCAGCGUGCAGAUGGCUGUGAGUGCCAUCACCUAUGCAGUGGCUGGUAUCUGCCGCCGCAUAAACUGCAAGGCUCGCACUGCGGUGCAACCCUGGGAGUUUCUUACAAAGCUGAGGAACACAACGUUCGAGAAAGAAGGGGGCACAUACAAAUUUGACCAAAACGGAGAUAUCAAUUUGGGCUAUGACAUCUCCCUGUGGAACAUGAGCAUGGGGAAGGUUCAGACUAUAAAUAUAGUAGCUGUGUACUACAUGCAAAAUGGCAGUUUCGCUCUAGUAAGCCAAGAGGCAAAGGAGAGCAUGGCUGUUCUAGAGAAUGUGGUUUCAAGGUGCUCCGACAACUGUGAACCAGGGCAAUUCAAGAAAACUGCUGAAGGACAGCAUACCUGCUGCUACGAGUGCAUCAACUGCACAGAGAACCACUACACCAAUGCUACAGACAUGGACCUGUGUCUUGCCUGUAAUACCGAGACGGAGUGGGCCGACAUGGGAAGUUCCAAGUGCAACACUAAGACUCUGAUGUUCUUCACGUGGAGAGACGGGUUUGCUGUGGUUCUGUUGACCUCUUCUGGGCUGGGCAUCCUCCUGGUUCUGCUGAUAGCUGCGCUCUUUGUGUGGCAUCGCCAGUCUCCCGUGGUAAAGGCGGCGGGUGGGCCACUGUGCUACAUCAUCCUGUUAUCCCUGAUUGGUAGCUUUGUAAGUGCCGUGCUCUUCGUUGGUCGUCCAAGUGACCUGCAGUGCAAGACGAGGCAGGUGCUCUUCGGACUGAGCUUCACGCUUUGCGUGUCCUGCAUCCUUGUCAAAUCCUUGAAGAUCCUCCUGGCUUUCCAGAUGAACCCAGAGCUCCGGGACUUGCUCCGCAAACUCUUUAAGCCGUAUGUUAUCAUCUUCAUUUGUGUGAGCCUACAGGUGGUCACCUGCACACUCUGGCUACUAAUGAACAGUCCCCGGUCCAGACAUUUGCCUCUAUCCAAGGUUAUCCUUGCAGAGUGCGGCGAGGGUUCUUACACUGCGUUUGGGGUGAUGCUCGCGUACAUUGCAGCACUUGCCCUCGUGUGCUUCGGUUUCGCCUUCAAGGGCCGGAAGCUUCCGGAGAAGUACAACGACGCAAAGUUUAUCACUUUCGGCAUGCUCAUUUACCUCAUCUCAUGGGUCAUCUUUGUGCCCGUCUACGUCACCACCACUGGUAAAUACCUACCCGCUGUGGAGAUGGUCGUCAUUCUCAUCUCCAACUAUGGCAUCCUGAGCUGUCACUUCUUCCCCAAAUGCUAUGUGAUUCUUUUCAAAAAGGAGCACAACACCAAAGAUGCUUUCCUCAAGAACGUUUACGAGUACUCAAGAAAGAGCGCAGACUGUAUCAACAAGUCCGGUUGCCCCGAAGUGGAGAACAAUGCAGAAAAUAAUCUUUUCUCCAUUUUUAGACAGACUUUCUUAUUUCCCAAUGAAAAGUCGCAGGAGCCAAAUCUGAAAUAUGGCUCCUUUUCCCAGAGCUACUUUUCAGCUUCAGCACACUCUUCCCUGAAAAGGCGGACAUUCAGCAUUUGA